Molecule: messenger RNA, 3196 nt
Organism: Pectinophora gossypiella (pink bollworm)
Lineage: Eukaryota; Metazoa; Arthropoda; Insecta; Lepidoptera; Gelechiidae
Gene: Regnase-1
Product: probable ribonuclease ZC3H12B
Exons: 4
Coding region: 124-1836 (570 amino acids)
Cellular component (GO): cytoplasmic ribonucleoprotein granule; nucleus
Molecular function (GO): mRNA binding; metal ion binding; RNA endonuclease activity
Source: RefSeq, a predicted model, not a curated record
ACAGGCGAGACGAGAAAUCUUGUCUUGUUGAAAUGGAAGGCUUUGAAAUAGUGUUUUGAUACCAAUUAUGCAAUUAAAUUGCGACAUCCGCGUGUGAUUUGUUGUUAUAACAUAUGUCGAAUAAUGUCUCACGAGACCGACUUAUUGAUAUCGGUCCCGCGUGCCAGUAUAACUGAGUUUUAUAGCAAGUAUCUCAAUUUGGUAGAAACUUUUUACUAUGUCACUUUGUCAGAGAAUAAAUCCACUGUCACGAAGGAAAAGCCAGAAUAUGUGUACUUUAACGUGACGUUCAACUUGACUCCUUCUGAUGGGAACUUCAAUCCACGGGAGCUCGUCGGUAGGAUACAGAAAUAUGUGGAGUCAUCGCUGGGGUGGGCGGGGGAGCGCGGCGAGGACUCUAGCUACGACAGCGAGUGCGACGACGAUGGCGGCCACCGCGCCGCGUCGCGCACGCCGUCCGACACUCUCGCGGCAGAGUUCGCCGAGUACAUCACCCUGGCGCCGCCGCAGCCUAACCAGGCGAAGAUCGAGUUCGCGAUGAAGCUGGGUUACUCAGAGAAGCUGGCUCGCACGGCGCUGCAGAAGUUGGGUCCGGACCCGCCGCGGAACGAGUUGCUGGCGGAGCUGAUAAAGCUGGCGUCGAAGCAGCCGCCGCGGCUGCCGUCCCCGCCGCCCGCGCCGCAGCCCGACCCGCCGCCCGAUAGGGCUCCGCUGAGGCACAUCGUCAUCGACGGCAGCAAUGUCGCUAUGAGUCAUGGCAACAAGGAGGUGUUCUCGUGUCGCGGCCUCGAGAUCUGCGUGGACUGGUUCCGCGCGCGCGGCCACAAGGAGAUCACGGUGUUCGUGCCCAAGUGGCGCAAGGAGGCGUCGCGGCCCGACAACCCCGUGGCCGACCGCGACGCGCUGGACCGCCUCGAGCGCGACCGCGUGCUCGUGUACACGCCCUCCCGCCUGCUCGGGGGCAAGCGCCUCGUCUGCUACGACGACCGGUACAUCCUGCGGCUCGCCGCCGAGACCGACGGCAUCGUCGUCUCCAACGACAACUACCGGGACCUCGUCGUCGAGAACCCCGACUUCCGGAAAGUCGUCGAGGAGAGACUGCUCAUGUACUCGUUCGUGAACGACCGCUUCAUGCCCCCGGACGACCCUCUGGGGAGAUCGGGCCCGACGCUCGAGGCGUUCCUCAAGGCGCCGCCGCCCCGCAUCGACCCCCCGCCGGCGUGCCCGUACGGCCGCAAGUGCACCUACGGCAACAAAUGCAAGUUCCACCACCCCGAGCGGGCCGGGCGGCCGCACAAGUCGGUGGCGGAGAAGCUGUCGGAGCGCGCGGCGCGGGCGCUGCGGCAGCGCUCGCUGCACACCGUGAGCCUGCCGCCGGGCGGCCGGCCCGACGCCAAGCGGCCGCUGGCGCGCGCGCACUCGGCCGCGCCGCGCCUGGCCGACGCCGCGCUGGCCACGCACUUCGACCGCGCGCAGAAGGCCGGGCCCUCGCAGCCGCCGCCGCCCGACGCCAACCCGCACCGCAAGCUGGCGCGCCAGCUCACGCUCAACCCCGCCUGCGACCCGCGCCUGCACGCGGCCGCGGCGCGCGUGGCGUCGGCGCCGACGGGCGCGGCCGGCGCCGGCGCCGCGGCCGCGCCCUCGCCCUGCGCCUCCGAGGGCGCGCUGCAGCACUGGGAGGCGCGCCACCGCAUGCGCUUCCACCUGGGCGGCAUCUUCCCCGAGGCGCAGGUGGCGGCGGCCAUGGCCGCGUACCCGGACGAGGUGGACGCGCAGACCAUGUGCGCCAUCAUCCUGGCGCGCUACCGCCCGAGCGAGGCGCUGCCGCCGCACUGACGCGCGGACCGCGGCCGGCGAGGCCGCGAGUCCGUAGAGGACUCGAACACGUUUGAAUUAUUCUCGAUUUUGGAGAAAAACCGAGAUUUACAUUCAAUUUUGGUCGACAUCAUGGAGAACAGGUACGAACCGGAGUCGGACGCCGAAGACACCAAUUCGGAGAACGACGCGACGAUUGAUAGUUCGUAGCUGCAUGCAGACCGCGGCGACGGACCGCAGGCGCGAGACCGGUCGUGUAGGCAUUUAUACAUUUUGUACAUUCUCAGGUAUUGUUCGCCGUACGCUUCCGAGAAGUGUACGAAGCUAUUUAAAGUGUAAUGAAGUGUCUAGAGAUGUAUAAAUUCACACUUAGUAUAUACUUAUAUGCAUACUUUUUGUUUAAACAUUACUAACGCUAUUUUAUGUAUAUUAAAAUAUCUUUGUAAUCUAAGGGAUUAAGUUCCUUGUAUAUUCUAUCAUUUGUUUUGACUAUAUAAUAUAAUAUUAUAUCUGCCAGUGAAUUGUGUCAAUACAUUCAUCUGGAUGUUAUGAAUUGCUUCUUUAGAAGUGUAGCACAUAAUUAUGCAUACUUUCACAAAAUUAGGUGAAACUAGAUAUAUCGCAAUAAAUCGAAACUCGUGUGAUGGAUAAAAUUAUAUUGGUACUGUGUAUCAAGAUGAAUACUUUAUUAUUCGUUAACAUUAAAAUUAACAAGGAAGAUUGAUGAUUAGGUUAAAUAUUUUUAUACUUUGAUGCAACAUGAAAUCUAUUUCUUGUGUUAAAGUAUAGAUUACAUCUAAAAUAAACUACAUGGAAAUGGCCAAGUGUUCCAUGACUACAUUUUAUAUUGACAUAUUAAUAAUGUUAUGGUCAUUUCUGCUUAGUAUAUUUUAGCUGUGUGUAAGGGCCAGAUAUUGUGGACUUAGUCAUUAUUGUUAUUAGAGGUAACAUUGAACACAAUUUGUUGUUUGAUUUUAUUAAAUUGAACUUUAUAAAACUAAAUGCAAUGCAUCGAUUGAAAAUGUAAGAUAAAUAUAUCUACUUACAUGGUGUACUCUAUAGAACAACUUGUUAUAUGUACAUACAUCAGAGUUUAUAGAAUACAUCAUGACUAUUCUAGUAUAAAAGUGUACUAAGUUUUACCAAUAUUGCAAUUUGAAUUGUUUCUACCAAAUAUAAGUAGAAUUGGUAAAAUUUUGUUCCACUGCUCAGAAAUGUACUGCAAAGGGAAACUCUAUUAGACAAUGUAUUCAAGAAUUUCCCUAUGCAAUAAUUUUUGAUAAUUACUACACCACAUUCCAUGAGGAAUGCUUAUCAUAAUACAUGUCUUUUUUGACAUUAUAGUGUUAUUAUCUUAUAAAUAAAAUCUUUUUCUCAUUUA